AUGCGCGCGGGGCGGGGCUGCGCCUCAGGCCUGCGCGUUGCCGUCAGGUCGGCUGGGCAGGGCAGCGGCCGAGCGGACCAGAUCGUACGCCUGAGCCCAAGCUCGGGGCGCAUCCUCACAGAGCUGCCCCUCUAUACCCCGGCCGCAUCCAGGCGAGGCGGCCCCCUCUCAGAGGGAUGGAGAGGGCCACCCCCCUUAGUUCUUGCGGGACCCCGAGUAAACGACUGCGUGCGGCCUGAACCGCGGUCCUGGGCGAGAGACCGAUGGGCGCGUCCCCGUAAGCGGACCGCGGACGUGAGGGCGGCGGGCGGCGGGGCCGCGGCGAGGAGAGCCGUGCUCGUGCUCGCGCCCGCACAAGACCCGGCCGCGCCCGCCCCGCCUCUCGGAGCCGGCCGCAGAGCCCCCUCCGCGAGCGGCCCCAACAGCUGCCAGAGGGACGAUGAGCGGCGCGGCGCCGGCGCUCACACUGCUGACCUGCAGCCUGUGGCCGGCGCGGGCGGACAACGCGAGCCAAGAGUACUACCCAGCGCUCAUCAACGUGACGGUGCAGGAGCCCAGCCCCGGUGCCCCGCUCAACGUUCCGCAUUGACCGCGGGCGCUACGUGCUCGACUCGCCAAAGGCGGAGGUGCGCGGUCAGGUGCUGGCAACGCUGCCCCUGCACGGAGGCCUUUGGACUCAGACUGGAAUUUACACUACUGGCUUUCCUGUGUCUUCAGUUUGCAGAUGGUGGAUCAUGGGACUUCUCACCUUCCAUAAUCCUAGAUAAGUGGAGCUAGUUCAGAACAGCUGUGAACACAGAGGCAGUGGAAACUUCACCUUCAACAUUAUCAGCCAACUUCUCUCUCAUUACAAUUCUAUCUCAAGAUCAAGGUCAUGCAAGAAAACCGGCAGACUCCAUGAUUCAAGACUCUUACACGAAAGUGGCAGCAACCCAAUAAACCAGCUUGAGCAAAAGAGGAAUCUGUUGGAAAUUGGACGUGUGACAACACCGGGGUCUAAGUCCAGCGAGAUCUUAGGUACAAAUGGAAAGAGGCAUUCGUAGCCUCUGGGACCCUCUUUUAUCUGUGCUUCUCUCUAACCAACUUCUUCCACAAGUUGGAAAUAUGCCCACGAGCUGUCUUAUAUGUCACAGCUCUGCCACCAUCUGUGGACUCUCUUUCUCCUCCUUCCUUUUGAAAAACUCUCAGGGAAGAAUUCUAAUCGGGCUGGACUGGAAGCCCAUGCCUGGAUCCCAAUCAUCCAUGGCAAUAAAAUAUCUGUACCAUUCACAUCCCAGGACUAGAGUGUGAAAAUGAGCAUCUCCUAGAAAAAGUGUUGUGGGUGCUAUAACUAGACCUCGGAGAGGAAGCAGGAGAAGGGAAGGGUGACAACUCAUGAUUCCCACACGGGCCUCCCUGUCGGGGUCCUAGCAUAUACUAUGCACCUUCUCUUGUUAAACUUUCCCUCCAAAUUCAUGUCAGUACACUAACCUUCUUGUCUUGAUCCAUUUGGUCUGCCAUGACCAAAUACUAUAGAGAGGAUGAUUUAUAAACAACAGAAAUUUAUUCUUCACCAUUCUGGAGGCUGGACUUUACAUGGAACUCAAACAAAUCAAUAAGAAAAGAACAAAUAGUCCCUUUGCUAUGUGAGCAAGAGAUAUGAACAGAAACUUUUUGGAUUAAGGCAGGCUCACUGCCUACAAACAGAUGAAAAAAUGCUCAUCAUCCUUCAUCAUCAGAGAAAUGCAAAUCAAAACUGCUUUGAGAUAUCAUCUAACUCCAGGAAGAUUACCCACGUCACAAAAUCCCAAAACUACAGAUGUUGGAGUGGAUGUGGAGAGAAGGGAACACUGCUACACUGCUGGUGGGAAUGCAAGCUAAUACGACCUUUUUGGAAGGAAGUUUGGAGAACACUCAAGGAACUAAAAAUAGACCUACCAUUUGAUCCUGCAAAUCCUCUACUAGGUAUAUACCCAGAUGAUCAAAAAUUAUUUGACAACAAAGACAUUUGCACCAGAAUGUUUCUUGCAGUCCAAUUCAUGACUGCCAAGACAUGGAAACAGCCCAAGUGCCCAUCGACCCAUGAAUGGAUUAACGAAUUGAGGUAUAUGUACACCAUGGAAUACUACGCAUCCAUAAAAAGAUGGAGACUUCACAUCUUUUAAGUUUACCUGCAUGGAACUGGAACAUAUUCUUCUUAGUAAAGUAUCUGAAGAAUGGAAAAACACUAUCCACUGUCUUCAAUACUACUAUGAAAUCAUUAUAUAAUCACCUACACACUAAUAUGAAUGGAAAAACAUUCCAACUGUAGUCUAGAAAACAGAAGGGAAAAGGAGAUGGGGGAGGAGGGAUAUGGGAGGAAGAAGGGUAUUUGAGGGGACCUCACCUAAUGUGCAUGAUGCAAUAGUACAUUUCAAAACUAUUAAGAAAUGAGUGUAAUUGUGAUGGCUGUGCUAUUUAGUUGAAUUUCACAUUGUAUAUCAAAGCAGUACACUGAACCUCAUUCAUGCAUCAAGGUACAAAGUUAUGAUUUAAUAAAAAAAAUUAAAAUAUAACAGAAUGGAAGCUAGGAAGCACUAUUAAAAAUAUAUAAAAAUACAGCAUUGUGUUGCCAAUUGAUGAAGCACACAAUGUAUAGAAGGAAUUUAAAAAGAAUUCUAUAAUUCUUUCAGAGAUCUUUGUGCUAAAUUAGAUAAUGCAUGGAAAAUAAAGCAAAAGAAAUAUGAGUUAAUUAACAUAUAUACACAAAACAAUCAAUGUCCAUGUUGAGUAAGGAUAAUUUUGAAUCCUUCACUAUCAAUUGUGGUUAAUAUUGUCUUUAGUUUGUGUCCUGUUGGGAUUUGUGCAAAAUUUCACAAGAAGAUAGGAGAAUGAUUAAACAUUAAAUUGAAAUACUAAAUCAAAGCAUGAAAGCACUAAACACGUACAUUACUUACUGAAAACAAAACAAAACCCUGAUUUCUGUUGUAUUCUUAAAGAAUUCUUCACUCUGUGGAGGGAGUCUUUCCAUAACCUAGUGCCACAGUUUUAAAUAAGUUGACUUCCAUAAUACCUACUGGGCCAGAUCUGCGUUUAUGGGAGGAUUGACCAUAAAGCAACAGCCACUCACUAAGGCAGCAGGUGAGCCUGCAUCACCUGGAGAGAUGGCAGGAGAGAGGACCACGGCCACAGGGAAGGGAACAGGGAUGGCCAAGGUCAGUGAUCAGAGAACUCACUGGCUGUGGUGAGAAGGUUUUACUAAUUCAAAAACUUCAACCAAUGGAAGGAGGGAAGCAUAACAAAGUACUACGGGAGCCUAGGAAAUAGGGUUGCUUUUAGAGUAUAACCCAUAUGCUUUAGCUUUUAUUUUACAUUAGUUGGGUCACACUAGGAUAGGUGGUUAACACGAUUAUUACCGAGAAAUAUCACGAAGUGCCUUCUUCCUGCAUAACGGUGCUGUCCUAUCUGAGGAUAUGAAGACGUAUCUAUACUUAAGUACAUGGAUUUGACUUACAAGCAAUUUAUUUUAGUACUAAUAAAAUAAUUCUCAUUUCUAAUUCUGGGAGUCUUGUCCAUUGUUUGCUUUCCUUGGGGAACCAUUUCACUUCCAGCCCAUUGGCUCUUUGUAACUAAAAUAACAAUAUGGUUGUGAUAUUUCUCUCUUUGGCUAACCUUAUGUGUGCAUUCCUCUAGA
This is a messenger RNA of Nycticebus coucang (slow loris), 3652 nucleotides long. RefSeq lists its product as uncharacterized. The coding region runs from base 1 to 777 and encodes 258 amino acids. The record is from RefSeq and is a predicted model, not a curated record. Lineage: Eukaryota; Metazoa; Chordata; Mammalia; Primates; Lorisidae. The transcript is spliced from 4 exons.